AAUAUAGAAUGUGAUAAGAUUACAACUGCUUUUAAUCAGGUGUAGGUAACAGAUAAGCAUCACUCUUUUGGAAAAUUCAGUAGUAUCAGGUUCAGAGAUGCCAGCUUAUAGGUGGGUUAAUCGAAGCGCAGGGCAAAAUUUGCCGGAAACCGCGGUCACCGGAGGUCGUGACAUAGAUGGGUCAACCAUCUACGUCGGCAGAGCUUUCCACGACGGUGACAUGAUUCCAGCGAAAGUAAUCCCCGAUAAAAAUAUCGCCUAUGUCUGUCACAAUGGAGAAGAACACCAGAAACAUGAUUUCGAAGUUUUGUGCAAAGGAGAAUUCGAAUGGGAGUUCUCCUCCAACGGAGCAAUCCCAGGCGACGCGGUGAUCGCAGGACAGACCUCCGAUGGAGAACCUCUGUAUGUUGGCCGUGUUCUCCAUAAUGGAUCCCAAACAGUUGGCAAGGUUCAACCUAGCCAUGGAUGCUUAUACAUCCCCUUCGACGGCGAGGAAUUGUCUUUCAAAGACUACGAAGUGCUCGUAAUUCAUUGAGUAUAAUAAAACUAAGGUUGUCAGUUCUUAUUAAUGGGAAUAGCAUUCUUUAUAUGAUAUGCCACAUAAUAUGCCAUUUUUUAUUGAAAUUGUACACAUUAAUCAUCUCUCAAAAUAAAUAAAUUAUUACCUGUUCUCUUU
Bombus impatiens (common eastern bumble bee) is the source of this 676-nucleotide messenger RNA. RefSeq lists its product as uncharacterized. The record is from RefSeq and is a predicted model, not a curated record. The transcript is spliced from 4 exons. Bases 98 to 535 code for a protein of 145 amino acids. NCBI's taxonomy places the organism in Eukaryota, Metazoa, Arthropoda, Insecta, Hymenoptera, Apidae.